This is a messenger RNA of Ooceraea biroi (clonal raider ant), 4647 nucleotides long. It is a transcript of the gene corn, whose product is annotated as microtubule-binding protein cornetto. Lineage: Eukaryota; Metazoa; Arthropoda; Insecta; Hymenoptera; Formicidae. Gene Ontology annotation, molecular function: actin filament binding; microfilament motor activity. The record is from RefSeq and is a predicted model, not a curated record. Gene Ontology annotation, cellular component: myosin filament; cytoplasm; myosin II complex.
CCAUUCUUCGCCGGAUCCAGGCUCCAGUUUCCACGGGCGUCGCGACGACCGAGGCCCGCCUUCCGGGACGGUGAUCGUUCAACCGAAGUCAUCACCCGAUAUUUAUCGCGGACGUACUCGCCGGCGAGCUCGAGUGGCGAGAUGACAAGAUCGAAAUGAGUAAUUCACUCGACACUACCUCAAUGGAGACUUCGUACUCCGAGUCCACAAAUUGUCUAAAAGUGUCCCUGCCGAAUGUGGCACGCCAGGACUCGGGUGUACCGGAAGAUCUCGCUUCACCUAUCAACGAUGAGGCGCGGCCUCUCAGUGGAGAGGAGGAUUUGGACCUUACCACGAACAGCGAAUGCAACAUCACCGUCAUCCACAUCACUGAGUCGGAAAGCGCGAAGAACGAAAAAUCGUUGGCUGAAAAUAAAGACAGCAAGGAUGGCAGCGACAGUGGAGUCGAGGGCUGUGCCACGGAAGUGCCAAGGGUACGCAGCAGGAACAGCAUCGAUUACGCCAGUAGUUGCGGCGGUUUGGACGAGGCCUCUUGCGACUCUAGUCUCGUUAGCUGUUGCUCCGUGUACGAGGACCCAUGCGGAUCGACUCUGCCGGACGACGUUCGGCUGGGUGCGACCGGGGGCGAGGGCACGAGCGAGGGCGGCAGCGAGAGCUCGUCCAUUGCCGGCAGUGUGUCCGCGCGCACGAACCGCAUGAAUGUCAAGAGGACCGCGGCGACCCCCGGCGCGACCAAGAAGAAGACCUCGAGCGGCUCCGAGUCGCAGAAAAGCGUGCGAGCGAAACCAACAAGCACGACCGCGACUACGAACCUGGGUACGACUACGCCGCGGUCGAAGUCGCGCACAGCGACGCCCAGAAAUAUACUCUCCAAGGUACAAGGCACGAGCAGGGAGAGGGAGCGCGAUCGACCACGAUCGAGGGAGAAGUCGAUCGUUCGGGAAUCGAAUUCCUCGGAAACCACCAAGACGCCUGUCGGUAGUCGCGGCUCGGCGACGUACGGUUGCCGGUCCAACAGCACUGCAUCCAAUCUGAUACGCACUCCGACCUUGUCCUCCGCUGCGAGGACGAGGACGAGAGCGCUGCCAGAUUCGCUGCCAUCUGUGCUGACUACCGAGAUCAAUAAGGACCUUGCGCAACGUGGCGGAAGAAGCAUUAGGGGCGAGUCGAAAUCGAGGGGCGCGUCGAGCACGCGAGGAACGCGCACGCCGGCGUCCACGCCGUCCGAGGAGGCGAAAACGAAGCUACCAUCCUUGCCCGCGUCUCGCGUCCUCGGCGGAAAAACCGCCCCGCGCGUCGAUGGUAAAGCCGCUGGUCAGGAUAACAAGGCGCUGGAUACGUACGCGACGUUACCGCGCAGGAACAGAAGCAAGCUAACGAUCUCGAAAGCUGGCGAGAAGGCGGACAAGGUGACGAGAAGCAGAUCUGGAAGCCGAGACGCUAGUCUCGGCAGAACUAUCGAGAAGAGGAACCUUACUGGAAAAGAAUCCUCCGUUUAUAAAAGUCUGCCCCCGUAUCCUAGACAGAGAACUGUCGAAAAGACUCGAAUAUAUCACGAGACCAGUGCGCAGACGGGCUUGACCGGACAGGACAUUGAGAAUGCGAUGUCCGGACGACCGAGCACCAUCACCGGACCGGAAGUUAUCGAAAGGUUGCAUAAAGGUUGUCAAACGGAGGACGCGUGGGACGACGUGCAGGUUUUGCAAGAUAAGUUGAGGCGUUUGAACGAGGAGAGCGGCGGUCGGCGAGAGGAAAACGAGAGAUUGAAGCUUGAAUUGGUCGAAGUGAAGCGUCUCCUAGAAGAGGAACGAGCCGAUCACGCGUUCGCACGUCAAGAGCUCGAUAGAAACGCUCAGCGGGUACUGGCGAUGCUGGGCACGCCACAAUCGGAACACGCAGAGGGCAGCGACAGCUUCCUUGAGCUCGAGUGUCACAUACAAUCGUCGGGACAAGUCGUUGCUAAUCAACAGAUCGAAAUUGCUGAUCUGCAAUCGCUCUGUCGCAUGUUGAAUAGGGAUUUGGAUAAAAGUCUAGCUGCACAAAAAGCCUUGCUGCAGCAACAACAAGAAUUAGAGGCCGAGUCAGCAGAGAUGCAAGAUUUCCUUCAAGAAGAGAAAGCUACGUUGGCUGAGGCGCUCAAAGACACCGAAUCAGAGCUAAAGAAGAAGAAUGAAGCUUUAACUCAACGUGAGACGGAGUUGGAAAGACAAAUGGAGGAGUGUAAGCAUUUAGUGCGAAUCAGCGAACAAAGAAGGCAAGAAAAUUUAUCAAUGAGUAUGAAAUUGAAUGCGGUCGAACGAAGAAGUAGGGAACUUUUACUUGCCCAAGGUGCUGCCAUGUCUGGAGCAGCUGUUGCUCUUUCUGGACUCAGCACCAGAUUGGAGGGAUUAGUAGAUCAAUUAAUUUCAUCCUAUAAUAUCUCCAUAAAAGAUCUUGAAGAUGUCAUAUACCAUAACGAAGCGUACAGUAGAAGCAACAGUAGCGUGGAGUCUAGUCCAGUUAGCUCUAAGCAGAGCUUGAAGGAACGCUCGCCGAGUCCAAAAAGCGGAUCCUUCGUCUCCGUGGUGAUCAGUGCGAUUCGGAACGCCGCGACGCAUCCGUUCGCGGCGAGGAACAGUAUCGACAAAAAAUCCAAUUUAGAUUCGUCGAAACACCAAACUUACAAAGAAUUAAACAUGGAAUCGUCGUCCGACCUGCUCGAUUUCGAGACCGAACCGUGCUUGAUGAUGGAAAGCGUCCUCGAAGACGUUCCUCUGCCCGAUACGUAUUCGCACAAUAUGGUAUCGAGCAGCGAUUCGCUUCGCAGGGCAUUGAGUUUUCCCGAAACGACGGACGAGCACGGGGUGAGGAGGACGAAGCUCGGUGAUGACUGUACCAGCCUCACGAAUCUUACUCAGGCAAUUUUGCAUCGUCGCAAGGUGGAAGAUGAAGGUGACGACGAUUGCGAUUCCGUGAGCGAAUCUGACACUAACUACGGUCCUGUGCCUUUGACGGAUUAUUGCCCGGUGGAUCUCGUUGAUCAAGUGAUCGAAGUUGAUAAUCUCGUUACCAAACUCUUAAAAGUGCUGCGAAUCAUACAGCUCGAUAACGAUACGUGUAUACAGGAAUUGAAGGAGGAGAGGUGUAACUUGGAAACGAAAUUGGAAGCUACCAUGACGGAAUUGAACGAGCUUCGCAAAAUUGUCGAUAAUCUUCAUCAGUCGGAGGAAGUUCUGAGCAACGUGUCAGAUCGGCGACGUAGCGUCGUGGAAAAUUGCCGGAUCUUGCUCAAAGAGAUGUCAAAUGGAAUAAUUCCUCUGUAGGCGGGUAAGGGGGAAUUAAAAUUUCACGGGGCGGCACUUGCUAUUAAUGGCAGUCCCGACGAAGUAGACUGCGAAGAUCUCAAUGCGAACGAGGCGACUUCCGCGUAAUUGAUAUCCUAUUAGUUGUAUGCAUUUGCCUUAGUUGUGUUUGCGUGAGCGAUUUCAAAUCCUGAGAAAACAUGUCCAUGUCAAUUUUAACGGUUUAAAUUAUUACGUUUAAGCAUCGAUAAACGAGUUAGCGUCAAUCAUAAAAUUCCACCGAUUUUUCUAAUAUCCGAUGCGAACGAAUUUCCACGAAAGUUUUGACUACGUUUGUAUUUGAAUGGUAUACUUUCUUACUUUUUUUUUGUCGUAACCGAAUGUUUUUGUGCCCUUUAGAAUAAUUAAUGUCAAUUUUGAAUCGAGAGUGUAUAAAAUAAUUAUCAUGAUCAAAGAAUAAUCAAGUUUGAACAGAUACAGACGCGACGAAAGCAGUUUCGAAAGCAUGCAGUUGUACAUUUAAAUAAUUGUUUCAAGAAUAAAUAAUUUUAUUUGAAAAUGCAUUCAAUUGUCGACAAUUACUAUCAUACAAAAAAAGAUGUCAAAAGAGAGGAGGAUAUUUUUGUUAAUUUUGCAUUGUAUAUUCCAUGCGCAAUUUAUUGUCGUAACUUAAUUCAUUUCAAUUCGUAUAAAAAUUCUAAUAGCACUAUCCGCGUAAGAAAUAAUUAAGAAAUAAUAGAAUUGAAUUAAAUUUCAAAAUCUCGAGGUACACUUUUCAUUUUGAGAUGCACAGGGUACUGUACUUUUACAAAAAUGAGAAAAUUAGCAUUUAAUGGAAGAAGAACACAGUAAGAUAUUAACGUUUAAAAUAUGAAAACCGGAUAUCUUUUAUCAUGUCUUCGAUCGUACAACAGUUCUGUAUAAUAAUCAUGUGACAUCUAAGAGAACAGAUAGAGAAAUAUUUUGCAACAAGUCAUAGAUAUACAUAUACAUAAAAUGCACAUAAAAAGCUUUUUAAAUAAUAAAGACUAGAGAAAAUAAGACUAGAAGAGCGAUCUUACGCGAUUCUUACGUAAUCUUUUCUUCGUUAAUUAUUUAGGAAUACACGCUUACAUUUGUAGUAUUUUCGUUUGUCUAUGACAGAUUUCAAAAGAUAUUAACUGAGUUGCUCAGAGUGAAACCAAAGUGUCGAGAUAUAUUAUAAGCACUUAGAAUUGAGAGGUUUCCUUCAUCAUAGGCGAGGAUAGGGAAAAACGUGAAGGAUAUAAGCGUAGCUUUAAGCAUUUUUAUCGAGAUCGUUGUGAUGAUACAUCAAGAAGAAACACGUAUGUAUUUUAAUGUUUAAUUAAAUAAAUUUUCUUAUCGA